Messenger RNA from Anneissia japonica, 4687 nucleotides. Its product is annotated as protein FAM227B-like. The record is from RefSeq and is a predicted model, not a curated record. NCBI's taxonomy places the organism in Eukaryota, Metazoa, Echinodermata, Crinoidea, Comatulida, Comatulidae. The transcript is spliced from 17 exons. The coding region runs from base 152 to 1783 and encodes 543 amino acids.
UUACUGUCUACUGCCCUCAUCAUCAAUUCCUCAAAUCAUGUGAUCAUCAUUGUACAUGACAACGGGACGCUUCAUUAAUUUGGACAAAAACUGUGAUCGGCAGUAGGACACGUGAAUAAUAUCAGCUGUAGAAAAGGGAACCACUGACAAUAUGAAUAAGAAAAGCCACCCGGCUGAGAAUAUAGAAGAAUGGAUCAAAAGUCAUGGAUAUGAUGUGUGGCCAGAACCUUCAGAUGCAAAGUACACUCCACUUGAAAAAGAGAAAGACAUGCUAGGAUCAAAGGAAUAUAUUCUUGAAGAACUUCGAAAACAUGCUUCUUUCCCAAUGUAUAUGCUUGAAAGAUUGGAAAACAAAGCUGACAUACUUCUGGAAAAGUUGAAUGUUUACGCAAGCAAGAUUAUUACGGUGGAUGCCACUUCAAACCGGCAUAAAGACAAUUUGUUCCAUUCUCCAAAUAACAGGAGAUACACAUCAAUUAUGAAAAGAGCUGCCGAAUCUGAUGCAGUGAUAGCUCAUCGUGGAAAGUUACGCGAUAAGAAUCAUGAACUUCGAACCCUGAUCUUGGGUAGUAAAGCAAGAAGCGUUGAGGCCACCAGGUAUUCUGGAUAUAGUGCUCAUGAACUGAAUGAUCUUCCACAUGGAUUAGAAGCUCCACAGAUACUGGACAGGAUCACCAAAGCACAGAGCUUUAACUCUGGUUUUGAAAAGUUUUGGAAAAAGCUGUUUUUGUCUGAAGCAUCAACUGCUGUUAUGCAGGACACUUUUUGGUGGUUCUUCAUCGACAAGUUUGAGCCAAAAAAGAAGAGUGCUAAAAAGAAGUUAUUCAAUAGAAUUGCAGAUAGUUUUGUCGCUCUGUUCGUCAGUGUCAACCCUGAAAUCAAAGACAAAUUCUUUACAGUAUACUCUGACUGCCUUGCUCAAGCAUUGUUUGCAGCCUACCUAGAUGCUUUCACUGAUUCCCAUAAGGUGUUUGAUGACCAGUUUAAGCAGGAUCUUGUAUCAUGUGUUUCAGAUUGGGUUGCAGGUGUCAAAGCUCCACCCCUUGCCUGGAAACACUGGGAUAUCAAAAAGCUCCGACCUAAAGGUCUCAAUGAAGAGAAGGAAGAAGACAAGAAAAAAGUUGUGCUUAUCAAAGAUGGCAAAAUCAACUAUGAUGCUGACUUUUCAAUUGAGAUUGCACAAGAGGAAGAAACUGGCAUUGAGUUGGACCCCGGAUUAUCACGGGAGCCAACAAUGAUGGCAGGCAAGUCUAACAAGAUACCACCAAUAGGCACAGCAGCUGUACCCUCUACCAGAUUACCCACAGCCAUGCCACUUAGAGAGUCUCAUAAAACUGGUCCUGGCCCUGAUUUUGAACGAGUGCUGUUCAACAUAGGAGGGCGCAGUCCAUUGGUAGCCCACUAUCUGUACGUAAAGGGACUCACAUCUAACGAAAACCAUGGUAGGCAGGUCAGAAGAACUGAGAUCUCAAGGAUACAGUCUCAUGCACCAACAUACAGAGAUGUAAUAAAGAACACAAAGAAGACAUCAAGAGCUCUGAAUGCAGAGUACCAAAGAAUAAGUGAGUCAACAGCCAAAGAUAUUGCUUUCAUCGAACGUCAACAGGUUGAACAAGUCAGGGAAAUCGAGAACUUGAAGCAGCAAAUUGUUCAUCAUAGUAUCGACAUGAAAAUAUUAAGUGAAAGAAUACUUGAUUUACGGGAAACGAACGACAUUGUCAAUUUUGUGGCAGAACUACGUGGAACGGCAGAUUUCCCUGCCAGAAAAGAAGGUGAGGAAUAAUCGUGUUGACAUGAGUUCUGAUGACAGUUAUGAUGAAGAUUGGUUAAUAGACUCUUAACUAACCACAGCAUUGUGGUGAUAAGCACUACCAUCAUUGAGGUACCUACUAACUACUACAUUGUGGCAGUGAGCACCAUAGUGGUACCAGUACUAAUUACUGCUUUGUGGUAGUGGGCACCAUGGAGUUACCAAUUAACUACUGCAAUGUGGUAGUUGGCACCUUGGCGGUACAUAUGAAGGUACUAUUAUUUCAGCAUUGUGGAGUACCAUGUAGGUAUACCUGUACUAAUUUCCACAGUAUGCUACCAGCAGGUGAAGAAGUACCCACUAAACACACCAUUGUCAUAAAUGGACCAAAUGAAGAAAACAACUUCAUAUUAUGGUGCUGGCACAAUAAAAGUAUCAUCAAUCAGAUUAUUUUGGUAGCUUUACCAUAUGUACCAACUAACCACAGGAUUGUGAGGUCAUGUGACAUCAUAGAGGCACCAACUCCCACAGAUUGGUGCUAGUUGAUACCAAAAAUAUUACUGUACUAUAAAAUUGUGGUAAGAGGCAUCAUGGGGUACAAACUUCCCCAUUAUGAUAUUGAGGUGUACUUUGGGACAUCGCUGAGGUACUCUGGUACCACCUGACCACAGCAUUGUAUUAGUGGAGAAACCUGUAGGCGUAUGGGGGUAUUGUGAUUUGUGCUGGUGGAGGCACCAUGGAGGGGUUUCCCAUGGAGGUAUCAUAGUUUGUUAGGUAUAAACUAAAACAUUGUGGCUUGCAGUGGCUUUAAGUAAUAAGCAAAGGCUCCAAAUUUCAUCAUGACACUUGCUUAUUGUCUGCAUCUUUCAGUCCAUGUUAAUUUUAUUUAUGAUUUGGUGGUUGAUAAUGCUGCCUGAUCCAUUGUAUUCAAAAGUCUUUACAUUGUAUGUACCGUACAGAGCUAUUUAGUCCUGCUGUGUUUUUACUGUUGUUAGGUGAGAGUUUACGAAAAUGUUGUAACUCUCUCUAUAUCUUAAUAUUAAUACUUGUGGGGGUUUUUUUUAAAUAAUAAAAUUCAUAAAAUAUUAUAUUUCCGAUAAAUGAUGAAUAAAGUUUAACUUUGAAUAUAUACUGCACACACCAUUAACUUAUUUCUUUGAGUUUUCUUGUAAAUUCAAACAAAUAGAGUGGUUUCCCUGACGAUUUUAGUCACCGCCAGCAGAGGGUAAUAUGUGGUGUAGGUAGUUCCCCAUAUUCUCAUAUUGCUGAAAAUGACAUUAUGUGAUUUUAGACCUAGCUUUUGCAUUAGUUGAUAUAUUAUCUAAAAUCCGGACAAUAGUCUACCCAUAUAAACCCUGUACAAACCUUUCAUUGAUUUGAUUACCGUAAAACCUCGAAUUGAAGCCCAGUGGGCUUAAUCUCGAGAUUAAAUCCAUCUCGAAUUGACGGAAGCCCCUCUUUAGUUGGCACAAUUAGUCUCGAAAAGAAGUCCAUGAAUCUCUUUUCAAGAUAGCAUAGGCUUCUUUUCACGAUAGUACAGUACAUACACUUUACAUGAAUUUCAAAAAACAAAAUGAAUUAAAAACAAGCUUGGUUUAUACAGUAAUUUAGGUGAUUUAAAAUUUACAGCAUUCAUUUUGAAAAGAAGUCCCCCUCUUUUGAAAAAGUAGCCUCGACAAGAAGCCCACCCAAAGUUCGCAAAAGAAGAAGCCCAGGGCUUCAAUUCGAGGUUUUAUUUUAUUUUAUUUUCAUUAGUGCCUACAUCAAAUAUAUCAAUUAGAAUACUUAAUGUGAUUUUAUUUUGUUCGGAAAGAUCUGAAAACAUUCACAAAAGAUACAUUUUGUAUAUAAAAAACAAUUAAACAAAACCAAGUUUUAGACCAGGUUAUUACACAAAAAGCCAAUAAGACGGCAUAUUUUAAUUGGGGCCCAACAUCAACCGGCAUCAUUAAAACCAACAAAAACAGACAAUAUAAAACACAUUCGAAUUCUAAAGUUUGAAGCAUGGAAUGGAAAAAAAAAACCAAUAACAUACAGAAUAAAAAUAUAAAAAACCCAUUAAAUGGAAAAGACAGAAAGCAAUCUUGCACGUGAAAAGCAAAUUUAAAAUUCUGAUCUUUUUGUAACGCUGGAUUACGUUUGAAAGAUUGUGUAGUACUUGGUAGAUUGUUCUAUUCCUUAAUUCCAGUAUAAAAGAAAGUUGUAUAUUAUGGCUACUAGCUUUAAGUAAAUAACAAUAAUAUACAUAUUGCUUCUGGUAACAUCCUUGUGACUUUCAGAUACUUUUUAAAAAUUAGAUUCCAUGCCGUGAAACCUCGAAUUUAAGCCCUGGGCUUCUUUUCUGUGCAAACUUUGGAUGGGCUUCUUUUCGAAAUGGGCUUCUUUUCAAGAUGGGCUUCUUUUCGAGACUACUUUUGCAAAGUAAAAAGGGGGACUUCUUUUCAAAAUGAAUGCUGUAAAUUUUGUGAAUUUGUAUUAUAAAACAAUAAAUAAGGCCACUGUAAUAUCAAUCUGUAUCAUGGAGUGUAGGCCCUAUUUAACUGGCAUUGAAUCACCUAAGCUACUGUAUAAACCAAACUUGUAUUUUAAAUAAAUUAAUAAUUUAUUUUGUUUUCUGAAAUUGAUGUAUAGUGUAUGUGACUAAUAUCUCGAAAAGAAGCCUAUUCUAUCGUGAAAGCCCGUGGACUUCUUUUUAAGAUGGGCUUAUUUUCGAGGCUAAUUUUGCAAACUAAAAAGGGGUGGGGGGCUUCAAUUCAAGAUGUGCUUCAAUUCGAGGUUUUACGGUAUACGAAAUAGAAUAUUUGUUGUAAACUCAUGACAUGAGUCAAUUGUACGUGUUUAACUUUGUCUUCUACCUAAACUGGUUAAUUUUAUUAUGUUUGUUUUGAUCGAUAUUGAGGACGGGAAUCCAUGAUCUAAAUAAAUUUAACUCUAUUA